Messenger RNA from Sitodiplosis mosellana (orange wheat blossom midge), 1740 nucleotides. RefSeq lists its product as uncharacterized. Bases 723 to 1439 code for a protein of 238 amino acids. Lineage: Eukaryota; Metazoa; Arthropoda; Insecta; Diptera; Cecidomyiidae. The record is from RefSeq and is a predicted model, not a curated record. The transcript has 3 exons.
CAUUGCGUAAAUUACUUUGAAAAUAUUGUCAAACGUUGAAAUGCGCAUUUUUUCAGUGGUUAUUGAUGGUGAACGAUUUUGAUCGGUUUUUUGUUAAUUCUGCUCAUAAUACGGUGGUAGUACAGAAGUGAAAGAAAUGGCGCUGUGUCGAAACACCAAAUGUUGCUAUUUUCAAACCAAUCCGUUUGGCGGCAACGGUGUCAAUUUCAAACUAUCGAAUACGUGAGGUGAUGUUCGCCGCACACACUUUCAUAUCAGGUGAAUGAAACAGAAGUACAGUAAUCCGAAGCGACGCCACUUUCGUCAUUGACUUUCUUCACAACACACCAAACCGUUUGAUUGCCAAUACGCAAAAAGAGAAUCUCGUAGUAAUUUUACACGAAAAAGUAUCACAGUUAAUUUGAUUAUAUCAGAAAAAUAUUCUAUUUAAUCCCAAUUGAAUUGAAAUAGAAGAAUUUUUGUAAAUAUGUGACCCAUCCGAGUAAUAUUGCAUAUUUGAUUCAUUUCCAACUUAGGAAGGGGGACAUAAGAAGCGGACACACUUGAGAAACAUUGUGAGCGUUUGAGGAAAGAUUUCAACAAACAAAACAGUUGUCGAUCAGUAAAGACAGGACUUCUGAGCGACCAUUUUUAACGCCACUUUCAACAUCACAUUCGUGUAGUGGAACUCGGAACAAUAAAGAGAGACAUUUUCGAUCGAUAAAUUCCAAGUACAAUCAGCCAUGGCUGAUGUUCCACCGACUAGGCAAAUGAGAUUGCGGCCAAAUGCAGGUAUGUUCGAUCUGGUCAUGAAUAGAAAUCGGUUUGGACUAAUGCGAAGAACCAUCCAUCGCGCCACAGCAACCAAAUCAACCAAAUCAGCCGAUGAAAUCAAACACAAGAUCGCACUGCAAAUGGACCCAAACAACAACGAUGGAGAAAGUGUGAAGGUUGAACCAGUUUCAGUCGUCCCAGUAAAACCAAAAUAUCAUCCAGUUCCAAUCUUCGCGGUGAAACCAAAGCAAGUUGCUGACCAUGGACGAAAGUGGAUGACACCAGAGCGACCGGUACAAACGAAUAUAAAAACAAAUCCAUCUUUAUACGAUGCAUCGAAGCCGGUACAAGACAUGACUUUAAACGAAGAAUCCAUGUUCCAGAUUUUCAACAAUUUGACGUUGAACGAGCUCUGCAAUACAGCAAUCGCAUACGAUGAAAUGAAACUGGCCGCUCAGAAGUUCUUUGAAGUACAAUACACAAAGGUAAAUUUGGCCUGGCUGAUUGAUGAUGGCGCCGACAAGUUCACUUUGCUUCAAGCCCAGCGCUUGUUGCAAUGUUUUGGCCAAUUCAUAUCGACGCUCAUCGUAAACAGCAAUCAAUUGGAAGAGGCUGAUCAGAAAGGGAAGCUGCUGGAAUUUAUUGAACAACACUGCGCUGGCGUGCUGUUCUGGGAUUCAAAAUAAUUUGUUUCAUCACAUUUUUUUCUCUUCAUAGUUCAUACAUAAAUUACCUGUGAUUUUGAGCUCUUAAGCAAUUUGCUUAGGUGCCAAAUAUCGAUAGAAGAUAACAAAAUUUCCACUAGAAAUUAGCUUUUUUGUAUACAAUUUGUAUAUUUUAUUAGUAAAAAUGCAAAAAUCAGCUGAAUUGAAUCAUAACAAAUAUAAAUUUACAAAAAGUGUUCAUAUAGAAAGAAAGUAUCAAAAUAUGUUGUUAAAAUUGUCGUCACAAGAGACCUGAAAUAAAAUUGACGCUGGAAAAAGAAAA